AUGUCACAGCGCUUUCCCUGCAAGAUUUGUAACUGAAUAUUAGCUUUCAGCUAAUAUUUAGUCUUCCGUUGAGAAGACUCAGGAACUCAGGCCUCUGUGCACUGAUCAUGAUGGAGAAAACGUUUAUGGAAACCAAGGGCUACACAUAUAAGGCCUCCCUUGCAGAAGGAUCGUUUGGUAAAGUUGUAAAAGCAGAGUCAAUUCAUCUGAAGAAACUAGUCGCUAUAAAGAUUAUUGGCCUGAACAAAUACACCACCGUCAACAGAGAUAAGUUUGUUACUCAGGAAAAAGAAAUUAUUAGAACUUUAAAGCAUCCCCACAUCGUCAAAACCUAUGAUGUCUUUGAAUCUCGCUCAGAAAUGGUCUACGUGGUGAUGGAGCUUUGCCCACAAGGAGACGUCGCAAAACUCAUUUCAGCCAGAGGGGCUCUAGAUGAAUGUUUCAGCUGCAGACUUUUCAAGCAGCUGUGUCUGGCCAUUCAGUAUCUCCAUGGAAUUGACAUUGCUCACAAAGAUAUUAAAUGUGAAAACCUUCUUUUGGACGCGCACUAUAACCUCAAACUGUGUGACUUUGGCUUCAGCGAGAAGCUCAGUUACGUCCAGGGCAAACUGGUGCCGAGCGACACCCACUGCGGCACCUUACAGUACGCCGCACCGGAGAUCCUGAAAAACCUCCCGCAUAACUCAAAGAUUGCUGACGUGUGGAGCAUGGGCAUCGUGUUGUACAAGAUGCUCUGCGGGUUGCUUCCCUUCAUCACCACCAACACGACAAAACUAGUGCAGCUUCAACUGAAGCACAACAUUAAGUUCCCAACUGGUUCGUCUGUUUCAAGUCAGGCGAAAGAGCUGAUUCACAGCAUUCUGCACCCGGUGGUGGACCAUCGGAUCACGGUCAGCAGGAUGCUAGAGAGCCAGUGGGUGCUGAAGUUGACUGAGGAAGACAGCGACGAGGGGACAACGGCGACUCAGACGGCGACUCUCAGUGAAAUCAAGGAGGAUAAGCUAACAAUACAUAACUCGGACGCAAAGGAAGGACUUUCCACUGCGGUCCCGUGAGAACCACCAAAGUCGGACAAUUUCAGGAUUGUUCAAAGUUGAAUAAAUGUGAACCUUCUUAAUCGGC
This is a messenger RNA of Poecilia latipinna (sailfin molly), 1122 nucleotides long. It is a transcript of the gene tssk6, whose product is annotated as testis-specific serine kinase 6. NCBI's taxonomy places the organism in Eukaryota, Metazoa, Chordata, Actinopteri, Cyprinodontiformes, Poeciliidae. The record is from RefSeq and is a predicted model, not a curated record. The transcript has 2 exons. Gene Ontology annotation, cellular component: cytoplasm. Gene Ontology annotation, biological process: intracellular signal transduction; protein phosphorylation; microtubule cytoskeleton organization. Gene Ontology annotation, molecular function: tau-protein kinase activity; ATP binding. Bases 108 to 1055 code for a protein of 315 amino acids.